AUGAAGAAGAAAUCCGUCUACACCAACAUCACGCCGAUUCCCUCGCACAUCCCUCGUCAACUGGCCAUCGACAUGCUCCACAGCCAUGCCGAAAUCAUCGAGCUCAAUCCCCUUGUGAUCGGCCACAAGCCCAUCAAAGCCCCACAGACUGCGCCCGCCGAUGAGUUCUUCUCCACAUGGUAUGAAAUCAAUGAGAGGAUUCAAUAUGUCCCGGGCAUAGGAAGAGCGGGAGCAGGCAAGAUAUCCUUCAAGGGCUGUUUCCAUGACAUGCCAUGGGGUCUGCAGACACAUGUCUAUGCGCCAAUGGGCGUGGACCUGCGCAAUAAAUGGCAGAUUCGAGGCAAUCAACCCGGCGAGCCUCCCGAGUCGAGGGAACUGGGAAGCGGUGCUCCCGCCGAGGGUCUCUAUCUUCGUGAAGACAUUGAAAUCAGGUGCAACCCCGCCAUGGUAUCCUUUGUGAAGAAAGAGAUGAAGGCAGCCUCGAAGACCAUGGUUGACCGCUUGGUCAAAAAGGCAGAAUUGAUUGACGCCGGAGUGCUGAAUGCGAUGAUGGCGGAUGGCAGACUCAAGACGUUGAACCCUGCAGACCGCUCACAGACCUUCCAACAGCAAGGCCAUUACUCCCCGUCUAUGCUUUCCCCCAACCUGCAGUCAGGGUUUCCUCAGUCGCCCGCGGUCCCUGGAUUCCCACAAUCCGCGUAUGCGAGACAAUCCAUGUACGGCUCGCCCGGCCCACAAUACUCGAUGGUGCCACCUGCUCAAGGCCUUGCAAUUGAAAUGGAAGGAAGUACCUAUUUCGUCCAGCAGCAAGCCCCGGCCCAGCACCAACAGCAACAACAACUGCAUCCAAACAGAUUUUCGUCUGCAGUUUCUGAAUUGUCUGCCAGCUCCCCGAAUCAGAGCGACUUUCCGCAAAACAGCAGCCAGUCCGACCGACAAAGCUACGCAGAGUCUGUCAGCUCAAUGCCGAGUUCCGUGCCGCACGGUGGAAUGGCUUCUCCGGGUAUGGAGAAGCGAACUUUCGUGGCUGAGUUACCGGCGAGUAGCGGACCUGCACAGAAUAGGUCGCCUAGGAGUCCUGAUCCAAACGCAAUGUCGGCGCAAGCUCAACAGCAACAAGCGCAGCAACAGUACCGAUACAACCCCCAGGAUUAUGCUCGAAUGUCAUGA
Cladophialophora psammophila CBS 110553 is the source of this 1170-nucleotide messenger RNA. RefSeq lists its product as uncharacterized. The transcript has a single exon. The record is from RefSeq and is a predicted model, not a curated record. Lineage: Eukaryota; Fungi; Ascomycota; Eurotiomycetes; Chaetothyriales; Herpotrichiellaceae. Bases 1 to 1170 code for a protein of 389 amino acids.